Molecule: messenger RNA, 519 nt
Organism: Salvia splendens (bonfire salvia)
Lineage: Eukaryota; Viridiplantae; Streptophyta; Magnoliopsida; Lamiales; Lamiaceae
Product: F-box protein At2g21930
Exons: 1
Coding region: 1-519 (172 amino acids)
Source: RefSeq, a predicted model, not a curated record
AUGAACAAAGAUGUGGUGUUCGACAUACUGUUGCUUCUUCCUGUUCGAUCCCUCUUGAAAUUGAUAGGUGUUAGAGUGUGGUAUAACAUCAUUGAUUCUCCUGAAUUUAGAAAUUUGCACACCUUGUUGCAUAAAAACAAAAAAGAUGAGGAGGUAUAUCUACGGUUUAAUUUUGGUCUCGGUUAUAGUAUUGUUUGUAGGAAACUAUCAAUAAAUCUCCUAGACAACGGGAUGUCGUUGCAGUCGCAUUACUUCCCUCUGCCUAUGGACCUGAGUGUAGUAUCCGGGGAUGUUAAGGGUCUAGUCUGCCUAACUUCUCCGCGUAUGUUAGACAUUGCAAUAAGCAAUCCUUUUCUACGCCACUUCAAGAUUCUACCACUUUCUCCUUUCUCUAUAACUCGGUCGUGUUUUUAUCACCACAAUGUCGGAUUUUGUUUCGACGAAGAUUACAAAGUGGUGCAGCUAAUGCAAGAGGUUGCACGCGAAUCUGUAUUCUGCGAGGAAGAAUUCUUGGAGUGA